CCCGGCCGGCCUGUUAUCGGCUUUGAUCACCUGCAACAUUGGAUUGACCUUUUUUUUUUUUUUUUUUUCCUCUCUCCUUUCAUUUAUUAGCGGGUCUUCCACAUAUAUGGCCUGAACGCAGGUGGACCUGAAUUACCAUGUAUUAAGAAUCCUACAUCCGGUCGUCAUUAGCUCUGACAUGGAAAUCCCUAUUAUCUUAGAGCAUCCACCGUCAAAAAUUGCUCUCCCUUCUCUUCACCUUGAUAUGGUCCAAUGCCAUCGUACAUCGUUCAGGCGUUAGGUAGCGCCGGCCUCGUAUGGGGUCUCGUUGUCGUGAUUGUUCAAAGCAUAGGUAUCUAUAAAAUCUUCCGCAACUACUCGUCGAUCCCGCCCGCUCCGGUGUCCCCUUACCUACCGAAAGACGAGGUGCCGCACGUAACUAUCAUCCGCCCUGCCAAAGGUCUAGAACCCGGCCUUUACGAAUGCCUCGCCUCCGUCUUCCACCAGUCCUACCCGAAAGACAAGUUGACCAUCUACUUCUGCGUCUCCUCCAAGGAAGACGCCGCGUAUCCCGUCAUCCUAAAGCUCCUCGAUGACCACCCGGACUUCGAUGCCAAGGUCUUUAUCGAGGCCGAAGACCCUUACCUCCACGGCCACGGCGGCCACGUCGAUAAUGUCGGUCCAAACCCCAAGAUUCGCAAUCUGAGCAGGGCGUAUAGAGAGGCCAAGGGAGAUAUAAUAUGGCCACUCGACUGCAACGUGUGGGUAGCAAGGGAUGUGACUGGUCGUAUGGUCGAUAAGCUCUGCGGAUAUCAACCGAACGGCAAACGAGCGAAGCCCUACAAAUUCGUGCAUCAGCUACCCUUGGUGGUAGAUACCGUCACCUCCAUGAGCUCUUCAAACGACGAGGGACAGAUGCUACUUUCCGGAUCUUCCGUCACCGGUGGUUCCGACGCCCAGUCUAGCGUCGACGUGCCAUCCUCCGUCUUGUCUAGGUCUUGGGCUCACGGAGGCGGGAGACUGGAGGAGAUGUUCAUGGCUACGACCCACGCCAAGUUCUACGGCGCUAUUAACACCGUUGGCAUCGCGCCCUGCGUUGUCGGGAAGAGUAAUAUGUUCCGCAAGUCGCAUCUCGAUCAGGUCACAGAUCCCGCUCGAAACCCGAUCCUGACGGGCAGAGCCGCAACUCUGCCCAAGGGUCUAGACCACUUCUCGCUCUUCAUGUGUGAGGAUCAUGUUAUCGGAGAUCUUCUAUGGCGAUCCGACCUACCCGGCUUCGCAAACCAUGGCCUCGUUUGGGGUGAUCUGGCCAUUCAGCCUAUGGCGGGAAUGUCCAUACCCGCUUACGUCGCACGUAGGGUGAGAUGGCUGCGCGCUAGAAAAUGGACGGUAUUAUCAGCUACUCUAGUCGAGCACGGCGUCGAGAGCCUCGUUUGCUGCUUCUACGUGUCCUUUGGUCUCACUAGCGUCCCCUGGAUUCACGAGUAUCUUGGCAUACCACAAACUUGGACGGCUUUAUCGUAUCUCUGGCUCGCUGGCGUUGCGCUCUGGAUGGUUGUAGACCGCAUCGUAUUCAAGAAGCUGCAUGCAGGACACAGCAUAAACGUGGACGAACAGACGCCAUUAUUUGCCCGGGGCACGGGUCGCGGCGGGGCCGAAAAACGUCUAUUCGGCGAGUGGUUCCUGGCCUGGCUGGGACGGGAGGUCCUGGCUCUCCCUAUUUGGACGUGGGCCGUCUUCCUCGGUGCCACGGUGAAUUGGAGGGGGGAGAGAUUUCGGGUCCGAUCAGAUAUGACGGUGGUUUCGAUAGACCCGGAGCCUGAGGAGCGGGCUUCGGCGGAAAAUGGGCAUAGCGCCAAUGCCAAUGGCGUACCAAGAGCGAGAGGGAAGAAAGAUUAGACCUAAGAUACCCCAGCAUUUAGAUUGGACGAACCUAAUAUAUAAUUCAUCACGUCAACCAUGUCGUUGGGUCGACUCAGCACCCAAAACUAUUUAUAUCAUAUCUCUCCUACGUAGUAUCAGAUUUUCCGAAGUAGCCGAUCUAGCCCGAGGACAGCCUUAACCAAGGUAUAUACCCUGUUUUCAUACCUAACAGAAUGCUCUGCUCUCCUAGGGGUCCCAAGUAAUAUAUUCAUGUCCCGAAGAGGUAGACCAUUGGUUAAACCUAAUUUAGAUUUGCAACUUCACAUGCAACACAACUAUCCUUCGGUAGGUACUUUAGAGGUAG
Molecule: messenger RNA, 2206 nt
Organism: Daldinia caldariorum
Lineage: Eukaryota; Fungi; Ascomycota; Sordariomycetes; Xylariales; Hypoxylaceae
Product: glycosyltransferase family 21 protein
Exons: 3
Coding region: 253-1878 (541 amino acids)
Biological process (GO): glucosylceramide biosynthetic process
Cellular component (GO): membrane
Molecular function (GO): ceramide glucosyltransferase activity
Source: RefSeq, a predicted model, not a curated record